CAAAGAGAAGAACACUAAAAAUGGCCGACGCAAUAAUUAGAAAACAAGAUUUGCCCCCUCCGGGGGGCUACAAGCCAAUUCCUUACAAAAGAAUCCCAGCCAAACAAUUUUUCAGCGGGUAUGCUAUGUUUGCUGGUUACAUCGGCAUCACUGCCGCAGGAUUAUACCUGUAUAACUUAAACUACAAACAGAUAAAAAAAGAUGAAGUUGAAAUGCGUUCAGCUAAAAUGGCCAUUUACCCUAUGCUGUUAGCCGAGAGAGACAGGGAGUACCUUAAACAGCUUCGCAAGAACCGCGACGCUGAAGCAGAAUUGAUGAAGGAUGUGCCUGGUUGGGAGGUUGGUACCUAUUACGGCGAAAGGGUGUACAAGAACUUGCCACCAGAUACUCUGGUCGAGCCCAUCUUCCACGAGUACUAUGCUCAUGCUGAUCCUAAAGAAUGGUACAGAAGAGCCUACCUGAAACUACUGUCUUAGAAAUUGAGUCUUAUUAUUUUCAUUGUGAUGACACCAUACAUGAAUAAUUGAAAACAAUUCAGUCUCUGGAAAGGCCACAGUGAAAUAUUGAGAACUUAUUUAUAAUCUAGUGUUGCUAUUAGUAGCUUACCAAAUUAAAGCAGAUUCAGUUUUAUGAAAUGUUUUGAUUUUUCAGCCACAAACACUGUUUUAUACCAAACAUCC
Messenger RNA from Chilo suppressalis (striped riceborer), 680 nucleotides. Lineage: Eukaryota; Metazoa; Arthropoda; Insecta; Lepidoptera; Crambidae. The record is from the annotation of a GenBank genome assembly.